AUGGAAGGUCAAUUUAUUGUAGAUAAAGAAAUUGGUUCAGGUUCCAAUAAAACAAACCCACCAGGAUUUUGGAUUGGUUUCGAUGACGCUUUCUAUGCAGUUGCUGGAUAUCAAAUCCUUGCAAAUGGUCGUAUCGUAUAUUCUCAAGACAACGCAAGAGAAGAAGCAUAUAUAACUUCAAACUCACAAACUACCGAACAAAUAAAGAAAGUAGAUGUUUUCUCAAAGACUCGACAUGAAGAUGUAUGGAGUCAUUCGGGAACAUGCAGAACAGGACAAAUUGUUAGUGGUCCAAUUACAGCAGGAAAAUCAUUUGAUUUUAAGCUUCGUUUAAGAAUUCCUGUUAGAAAGUUUUUACCAUUAGAAGCUAUAAGAUUUAUUCCUGCAUUUGCUGGUAACAUUCAGCUUAAAGUAAAGUUCAGUAGCGACGCAUUACAAUGCACAUCUAUAUCUGUAAAUGAUAUCAUUGCUUUCAAUCCAACUCUUAAAGUUGCAUUUGAUUCAGAUUCAAAUCCACCGACAAAUAAAUUUGUUCCAUGGAAUGAACCAUUCACUAUGAUAACGAAGGCAAUAGAAGCUAGUGGAACAGUUACUAUUACAACUGUAACCCAGCAACUAUUUCGAACAAAGAUGGAUUUUAAUGAAUGUUUCAUUCAUCCAAAGUCAUUCUCUUUAGACCCUAACAUUUAUACAGAACUUGUAGAACAUUAUACAAACGAGGCUUUGUGUUUUCCUGUUAAAGUUAUGGAUUGGAUUCCUAUGGACGGUUCAUUCUCAAGAAUACAGAUAGUUCAAGUGCAACAUUUACAGCAGCUUAUACGCCUAUUAAUGUUAAAAGUAUUUGGGCACUAUUUAGAAAGAAAGACAACUAUUAUGUUAAUUUUGAGAACCCUAAGUUUAAAUAUCUUCAGCUUUCCAUGGGAGCUUAUGGAAAUAUGCCUGCAGAACCUGAAAAAUCAUAUGGACCUGUAUUUUAUGAAAUGGUUGCGAACGCCUGCAAUACAAACAAUGAUAUGA
Molecule: messenger RNA, 1017 nt
Organism: Trichomonas vaginalis G3
Lineage: Eukaryota; Parabasalia; Trichomonadida; Trichomonadidae
Exons: 1
Coding region: 1-1017 (338 amino acids)
Source: RefSeq, a predicted model, not a curated record